AUGACCCACGCGGACAAUUCGACAGCCCUGACUACGACUGGGGAGAUGGAGGAUAGUCGAGCAUCCUCGGAUACGAACGUUGGGAUCAAGACAUGGCGACCGAGUAAUCGAAUGUACGUCGUCUUCUUGACUAUGUGUAUUAUCACAUUGGCUGCCGCGUUGGAUGCUACUUCUCUCUCUGUAGCUUUACCCAUGAUGUCCCAAAAGCUCCACGGCACAGCAAUAGAAGCCUUUUGGUCCGGCACCUCCUUCCUGAUAACCUCCACAGUCUUCCAACCAAACUUCGCCUCCCUCUCCGACAUCUUCGGCCGUCGGAGCCUAAUCCUCGUAGCACUAGUCUUCUUCACCGUCGGCGCCAUAGUCGCAGCCGUAGCAAACAACUUUACCGUAAUCCUCGUCGGCCGGUCCAUCCAGGGAGUCGGCGGUGGGGGGAUAAUCUCCCUCACGGAGAUCAUAGUAACGGACAUUGUCCCGCUUCGCGAGCGAGGAAAGUACUUUGGCUUCUUAUCCAUGAUGUGGGCUCUGGGUUCUGUCGGCGGUCCCCUCGUCGGGGGCGCCUUCGCGCAGGAGGCGUCGUGGAGGUGGAUCUUUUGGAUUAAUCUUCCCUUCUGCGGCCUCGGGUUCGUGUUGAUUCCGCUGUUCUUGAAUCUCAACCAUAGGACCACGUCUUUUGUGGAGAAGCUGAGGAGGGUGGAUUGGCUUGGGUCUGUGCUGUUUGUGGCGUCCAUGAUGAGUCUGUUGAUCCCCAUUACUUGGGGGGGUGUCAUGUAUCCUUGGGAUCAUUGGAGGACUCUGGUCCCCUUGGUGCUUGGUGUUGUGGGAUUGGCCGGGUUUGUCCUCUAUGAGAAGUUUGUGGCUAAGGAGCCGUUGAUUCGUUUGGGAGUUUUUGCCACCAGGACUGCUUUGGUGAAUUAUUUGGGGACCAUUAUGCAUGGGAUGAUUCUUUGGAGUUUACUAUACUAUCUCCCGUUAUACUUUGAAGCUAUCAAAGGCCUCGGCCCGAUCAUGGCCGGUGUAGCCGUCUUCCCAGAGACAUUCACCGUUGCACCAGCAUCUGUAGUAGUUGGUCUCCUAGUCUCCAUAACUGGCCGCUUCCGCUGGGCCCUCUGGCUCGGCUGGAUCCUGACGGUCCUGGGAAUGGGCGUGCUCGUCCUCCUGGACGUGGACACCCCCACCGUAAGCUGGAUAUUCAUAACCCUGGUCAGCGGCCUGGGUACCGGCAUCCUCUUCCCAAGCAUGGCCUACGCUAUCCAAGCGUCAGCCACGGACGAAGACAUGGCCUACGCCGUAUCCAUGUUCUCCUUCUUCCGCGCCUUCGGUCAAGCAUUCGGCGUUGCCAUCGGUGGCGUCAUCUUCCAGAACGCGCUGAAGACGGAGAUCGCGAAGCACGCGGUGCUCAGAGCGAUGGCGGGAAAGUACGCCGCCGACGCAGUCGCCCUUGUACAGGUCAUCAAGAUGAUGCCCAAGGGCAUAGAAGGGAGGGAGGAGCUGCUGAUCAGUUAUGCCGCCGCGCUCAAGGUGGUCUGGAAAGCCAUGAUUGGGUUCGGCGUGGUUGGGUUGGUGACGAGUUUUGCUACUGAGGGGUUGAGUCUCGAUCGGGAGCUCAAGACUGAGCACGGGCUGGUGGAGAAGAAGGCUGUUGGGGACUCGGAGAAGAGUAGUGGGGUUUAG
Tuber melanosporum (Perigord truffle) is the source of this 1671-nucleotide messenger RNA. RefSeq lists its product as uncharacterized. Gene Ontology annotation, biological process: transmembrane transport. The transcript has 4 exons. NCBI's taxonomy places the organism in Eukaryota, Fungi, Ascomycota, Pezizomycetes, Pezizales, Tuberaceae. Gene Ontology annotation, molecular function: transmembrane transporter activity. The coding region runs from base 1 to 1671 and encodes 556 amino acids. The record is from RefSeq and is a predicted model, not a curated record.